UCCUUCUUCCUCCAGCAGCCCCGAGAGGUAGAAGUCUGCCAGGACCGCCUGAAGCUGAACCAGCGACUGCACCAGGACUCCGAGCAUGGAGCCGAUCGCGUCGUGGAGCGUGGAGAGAGUCGGCCAGUGGCUCCAAGGUCUCGAUGCCCCCCUGCAGCAGUACAGCGUCUCCGAGUGGCAGUUAUCGGGUCUGGAUUUGCUGCAGCUGACGUCCAGGGAGCUGGAGGGGUUGGGGGUCCAUAAGAUCGGGCACCAGGAGCUCAUCCUGGAGGCUGUGGAGAAACUCUGCUCUCUGACGUACGGUAUUGGUGGAGAGAGCCUGCGCGGCCUGACGGAGAAGCUCCGAGCCGUGGCACACACACUGCAGAUGGGCAUCCAGAGCCGCUGGCGCCUGAACAACUACGAUGGUCGUAUCAAGACCAAGAUGCCCGCCGGGAUCCUGCAGAUCGUGGUGGAGCUCAUCACCUCGGCUAAAGGCCUCUUCACUUUGCUCAACAGAUAUCAGUUGUCCCAGCUGAGUGGAUACACCAGCAGCACCAACAUCUUCACUCACUGCAGAGAGCUGGGAGACAUCGUGCACAAGGAUUCUACCGUCUAUGAGAAGGAACUGGACAUCAUCUCUGUGUGCCGUCAGCUGGUGGAGGUUUGCGAUGAAAUCCUGAAGUCCAGCCCGGACGCAGUCCUCUCGCACACCGCUCAGCUGGAGAGCGUUGACCUGGUGCCUGUUUCGCCUGGUGAUCAGCUGGGGAUCGAGAUAACGUCCACCAGCUCCAGUAACCACUUCGUGACCGGAACUGCUGCUGAGCCUUCUACUGAUUCCUAUUUGAAGAUCUUGGCUGGAGAUGAAGUGAUUCAAGUCAAUGACCAGAUUGUGGUGGGCUGGAGCCGAGCAAAUCUCAUAAAGAAGCUGCGGGAAAACCCGAAUGGCGUCACUCUGGUAUUGAAGAAGAUCCCGGGAUCACUGCGACGCAAACACUCACUUCAGAUCACCUCCACGAAGAAGGAGGAAGAGGAGAACGAAGAACGGUCUGAGGAGGAGGAGGAGGAGAAGGAGGAGGAGAAUCCCAGACACUCCAUAUUUGAGAGGGUCGCAGCGUCUGUCAGAUCCUUGUCUUUCAGGCGCGCUGUACAAGGGCCAGAGGUGCAGCAGCAGCCUAUGGGACAAGAAGAAUCGGAGCUAUCCCCUGAAAAGGAGCAGGAAGGCGGUCUCACUCUGACUUCCUACCAAAACCAACAGGAGAGGCUGUCCCCUCUGUCAGCCUCAGGGGACUUUGGGAGUUUGGACGGAGCCCGGCUCUCUCCAGGAUUCAGAAGAGACCGGUCGCCGUCGCCCAGGAGUCCCUCACCUCGACUGUUCGGCCAAGAGAGAUCGAGCGUGAGUUCCUGCCCUGAGAUGGUGGGACACACGGCAAAUAAGGAGACGAAAAAGAUUUCCACUAAAGGAAUGACGACGGCUCUGAGUCGGCGCCGCGUGUCCUGCCGCGAGCUGGACCACCCGAACUGCGACGGCUGGCUGUGGAAGAAGAGGAAGGAGAGCAGCGUCUUCAUCGCCCAGAAGUGGCAGCGCUUCUGGUUCGUGCUGAAAGGGCCAACCCUCUACUGGUUCACCAGCCAACAGGAUGAAAAGGCAGAGGGUCUGGUCAAUAUAGCCAGCUACAACAUAGAGAGCGCCGGAGAGCACAAAAGAAAAUACGUCUUCCAAAUGUGCCACCAGAAGUUUCAGAACUUCAUCUUUGCCGCUGAUAACGUCAGCGACAUGGGGCGGUGGCUCAACUGUCUGAUUGCCGCCAUACAGAAGCACAGGAAAUUCCACAAAGACCCAGAUCAUGAAGAAGAAUGUUACAGUGAGACCGAAUCAGAGAGCGAGUCGUCUCCGUCUCCCCGCCGGAGAAACAAGAAGGUACAGUCCAACACUCUGCCUCGCCCCAAGGGGAAAACCAACAAGGUGCCGUUACUGAGUUCAUCAACAGAGGGCAGCAAAGGAACAGGCGGCGGCCCGGUGGACGAGAUGGGCAUGAUGCUGAACAACCUGAAGGAGGGGGGCGUCUCUCUGAUCGGCAACGAGCAGCCGUUUACGCACGACCACUUCAGAAAAUCCUUCAUCCGCCGCAACAAGAACCCCGUCAUCAACGAGAAGGCGCACACACUCCGCGCUCUGCAGAGCACCCUGAAGGCUAAAGAAGCCGAGCUGCAGCAGAUCAACAAACUCCUGGACGAAUCGCAGCUGACGGCCUCCAGGUACCGCCUGUGGAAGGAGAGCAACGAGGAGCUGGUCCAGGAAAUCGAGAGGCUGACUGCACUCAAGGCCUCCAAAGCGGCGGACGGCGGAUCGCCGCAGGACACGCCCACCGAGGAGGUUGCCUUGGAGACCGUCGCUAAGGAAACAGCCGCUGCAGAGACGGGAAGCGCAUACAGACUGAGCCUGAGCGAUGGGGAGCAGUUAGUCGACGCCGAGCUGUCGAGCGUUUCCCAGCAGGCGUCUCCGAGCGCGGAGACCGGCCCGGAGCUGGAACUGUCCCUCGGGUCGCUGCAGGAGUCGAUCAAUCAGCAGCUGAGUGAAAUGGCUGAGAGCGGCGACGGUUCAGAGAACUAUUUUUACAUCUGAGGCCCGCACCGGAACGGCAGCCGCCGCUCAAGGUUCACCGAAAUCAGACAAAUGAAUUGUGUUUGUCGUGAGGCGCGCCCUGCCUUUCUCUCCUGAUGAAUUUCACCUGAGCGAUUAGUUCAAAUUGCAACUAAAUCAAUAAUCAGUGAAAUGCAUCGGCGCGGAGGUUUCUUUUUUUCAGUAGGAAAACUAUUUUAGACAAGUUUACAACGGCGAUGUGAACAUUUUGCCAAGUGUCAAGCUGAGAGCAGCACACACCUGUUGAAUUCUGACGUCGUGAGACGAGAUUUCUCUUGGAAUUUGAUGAGACUUAGUGAUGAAAGUCAGGUCUCGUAAUGUGAUAUUUGUAAAUACACUGUGAAUACCGUAUGUAUUUGUUUUAUUGACGAGACCCUAAAAGAUGUACACUGGAGAUAUUUUGCACAGAACGUUCAUUUGUGGAUCCUGUCAGCAGAGGAUCUGUUCUUUCUGCAGCGUCUUCUCACACACUCUACCUGCGUAUGUGUGUGUGUGUGUGUGCGUGUGUGUGUGAACCGUACGACUGAGCUGUGUGACAGUUCUAGGUUAUUGCUCGUAUCGCUCAUGUCUCCCGUGAAUGCGGCGGGACGAGUGGGGGCUCUUCGGGAGCCAAGACAUUUGCUGUGGCCGUGUUCCAUUUCACUGUAAUCUUCACUGGCUCAAUAAAGGAGCGUGGUGAUCACCGAG
This is a messenger RNA of Salarias fasciatus (jewelled blenny), 3310 nucleotides long. RefSeq names its product connector enhancer of kinase suppressor of Ras 1 (gene cnksr1). The record is from RefSeq and is a predicted model, not a curated record. Lineage: Eukaryota; Metazoa; Chordata; Actinopteri; Blenniiformes; Blenniidae. Gene Ontology annotation, molecular function: protein binding. The coding region runs from base 86 to 2605 and encodes 839 amino acids. The transcript is spliced from 21 exons.